Molecule: messenger RNA, 1117 nt
Organism: Zerene cesonia (dogface butterfly)
Lineage: Eukaryota; Metazoa; Arthropoda; Insecta; Lepidoptera; Pieridae
Exons: 4
Coding region: 162-788 (208 amino acids)
Source: RefSeq, a predicted model, not a curated record
GUGAAAUUCAUGCGGGACGCUACUGUUUUGUGCUGCUAGAUACUCGGAAAAGUCGUGGAAAUAUAAUUUCGCGAUCAUUACGCUCUUGCUAAUGCUGAAAGUUUAUAAUAAUAAUUUUGAUUUAAAUAGUUACAAGUAUCCCUGCUACGUGUCCUAGACUAAUGGCUAAAAGUUUUGUGAUACACGUCUGUUUAAUUUUGCUCACGUUUUGCCCAGGUAAAGGAAAUCGUCGGAAGAAAAUAAUUGACAAUUACAAACGCGAUUUCUCUCUACAGAAAAGAAUCUUCGAUUGGGAUAAUCAAGAAAUUUACGCGUAUAGUGAGUAUUAUAAUGAAUACCCGAAUUACUCAGAGAUUGAUUAUGACUACGGCACUUCAAAUCAUAACAAAAGAGACUUUAAAGAUAAACUAAAAUGGGAUAGCAAUGGUCGUAAGAACGAAAAAUCAUUUAUUCAUAAUAUCCCUAAAAAAGGAGACGCUCACAACAAAUUCCUUGAUAUACCUUUGCAAAAUAAAACAAAGAACACUAACAUCGUAUUGAGUAUUUCGAGCGAAAAGUGGCCUACAUUUGAGGACAUACUCUUAGCUAUGGGAAAGAAAUAUGAUUGGAAAAAUGAUCGAUGGAUUAAGGUUAAAAAGAAAACGAAGGAUACGAUUCAAUUGGGGCAUAAAAAUGUAAAUAAGAGCAUAAACUUUCAUGAAAAACAUAGAUUUAUUUAUAGGAUAGUGAGAUUAAACAGACCUAAAAGUAAAAGAAAUAUUAUAUUAGCUGUCACAGCAGUUAGAUAGAUAUCUAUGGAAUAUAAAUAUUAUGAGAUGGGAAACGAAGCAGAUGGAUUUUUAUAACAAGUAACGGGACCAAUUUGAUUGGAGAUGAUUGUUAAAAAUCUAAAGUGUAGGUAAAAUGGGCUGCGCGUUAAACACAUCUUUAUAUGUAUAUAAUAUAUUGUUCUGCCAUCGGAAAAGUUUAGUAAAGCUGAUACUUAUUGUCUUAUUCAUAUUAUUGUGUCUCAAAUUCCAUGAAAAUGUACAGUUGCGUUAUACAAAUUGCAAUAGAGUCUAUGGAUUUUGUUUUAAUGACAUAUAGCAAUAGAAAAUGUUUAAACUCAAUAAUAAAG